CGCCGCGAAGAAGUAACUACUUUAUUUCGGAAGUAGGCUGCAACAAGGUCGCGGACACCUAAUAGCAGCAUCGAAAGGAAACCUCUAAGGAAGCUGGGUCGCCACACAGCAGCCAUGAACAUCUGCACGGCAUUGCACUUUUUAUUGCUCGUUGUAAUCUGCAACUCUUUGGGGAAAGGAUUCGAUGAUUCUUUCAUAUCAGAUUAUAGAUGCACUGUACCUCCAAGAAAUGCAUCACAGAAAUGCCAGCCCCGGGGAUGGUACUUUAAUCAAUAUACAAGACUCUGUGUACCAAGUUGUGGUAGAGGUGCUUUUACAACCCAAUUUGAAUGCAUGGGAGCAUGCAGAAGUGUUGAAGCAUGCGGAUUCCCAUUGGAGAGUUCCCUGUGCCUGCUCAACGUGUUUGCUGUGUAUGUAUACGAUCCCAUCGCAAAAAGUUGCUUCAUGUCGUACGACUGUUCUUUGUUCGGAAAUAAGUUCCCUACCGCCAGAGAAUGUCAACGAACCUGCGAAGGAGGACGAUUCGAAGCUCUGACUCAAAAAAUAGACUACGAUUCCCUUCUGGCUGCCGGUCAACAGAGAGUUAUCGGCGCAGCAGGCUCAUCUCAGUCGCAAACGCAAAUAGGUGGUCCCGGAGGAGUCGGCUUUCCACAAUUUCCAACCGGCCCAGGACAACUGCCGGGAAGCACCCAAGUGUCGGGCGCCAAUGGAAGUUGGAACACUUCUCUACAACAUCAAACAAGUUCGUCCCAGCAAUCAUCUACAACUUCGGUGAGAGGAACAACGAUUAGCUCAACGGUAAACGGACAACAGCAGGGAGGCCAUACGUCUACCGGGAGCCAGAUAUCUAGCACAACCGGAGGUGGCACAAGUCAACUGACUGCGUUGCAGUCCAGCAAUGGCGGUGGAGCUGUGGUCAUCCAAACAACAAAUGGCGAGUGA
Messenger RNA from Rhipicephalus sanguineus (brown dog tick), 942 nucleotides. RefSeq lists its product as uncharacterized. The record is from RefSeq and is a predicted model, not a curated record. Gene Ontology annotation, molecular function: serine-type endopeptidase inhibitor activity. The transcript is spliced from 6 exons. NCBI's taxonomy places the organism in Eukaryota, Metazoa, Arthropoda, Arachnida, Ixodida, Ixodidae. The coding region runs from base 115 to 942 and encodes 275 amino acids.